CGACGACGAUGCCUGUCCGAAUGAAAUUUCAUUAGGGCUCGCGUCUCCUCUCUCCUGCGUUGUCUUGGCCCCUCACAGCUUGCUUGCUCAGCGGGAAGAGACGGGAUGGGAAGGGGAAGGGAAGGGAAGUUAUAGAUAGGUUGUCAGGACUGAGUAUGCCGUUCGUGAAGAGAAUCGCCAAGCAGGAGUUCAUCAGUGUCAGGAUCCCUUCUGUAUGAGGAGGUAUCGAUCUGGAGCCCGUUGCAAACUCAAUGGUGUAUUUUAUAGGGCAAAAGUCUGAUCUAUAUGGAAUGCAUCCUCUCAGAGUUGCAAAUCAUGGACUGCAUGUCACUCUGGGCUAUUCUCGAUCACCUAGCUUUGCUGGAGUUCAAAUUGGUGAAUACGAGUAUUAUGAGUGAUCUCGAGUUUAUGGUCCCCUUCUUUCAUGAUCAAGGGUAAUUUAUAUCAAGGGUGUAUAUGAGAGAUACGCACUUAUUGAGUGGACCUUUUCUCAUACUGCAUUUACACCCCUGUCAGUUGCAGCAUCCUGGUUUGGAAUGCCGGGUCCAGUCCCUCUAUUAUCCAUGAGUGUAAAAUCGGAGAGUCUCGAUGACAUUGGAGGUCACGAGAAAAAAUCUGUAACUGGGUCGGAAGUGGGUGGCCUCGAUGCUCAGCUGUGGCAUGCCUGUGCUGGGGGUAUGGUUCAACUGCCUCAUGUGGGUGCUAAGGUUGUCUAUUUUCCCCAAGGCCAUGGCGAACAAGCUGCUUCAACUCCCGAGUUCCCCCGCACUUUGGUUCCAAAUGGAAGUGUUCCCUGCCGAGUUGUGUCAGUUAACUUUCUGGCUGAUACAGAAACAGACGAGGUAUUUGCUCGUAUUUGCCUGCAGCCUGAGAUUGGCUCCUCCGCUCAGGAUUUAACAGAUGAUUCUCUUGCGUCUCCGCCUCUAGAGAAACCAGCUUCAUUUGCCAAAACGCUCACUCAAAGUGAUGCAAACAACGGUGGAGGCUUUUCAAUACCUCGUUAUUGUGCUGAAACUAUUUUCCCACCUCUCGAUUACUGUAUCGAUCCUCCUGUUCAAACUGUUCUUGCAAAAGAUGUCCAUGGAGAGGUGUGGAAAUUUCGUCACAUUUACAGGGGGACUCCACGUCGACAUUUGUUAACCACAGGAUGGAGCACAUUUGUCAAUCAAAAGAAGUUAGUUGCGGGUGAUGCUAUUGUAUUUCUUCGCAUCGCAUCUGGCGAACUUUGUGUCGGCGUGCGCCGUUCAAUGAGGGGUGUCAGCAACGGAGAAUCCUCAUCUUGGCACUCCUCAAUCAGUAAUGCUUCAACGAUUCGGCCAUCUCGAUGGGAGGUGAAGGGCACAGAAAGUUUCUCGGACUUUUUAGGUGGCGUUGGUGAUAAUGGGUACGCACUGAAUAGCUCAAUUCGGUCUGAAAACCAGGGCUCUCCAACAACGAGUAGCUUUGCACGGGACCGUGCUCGUGUUACUGCGAAGUCCGUUCUAGAAGCUGCUGCACUCGCCGUCUCCGGUGAACGUUUUGAGGUUGUGUAUUAUCCUCGUGCUAGCACAGCUGAGUUCUGUGUCAAAGCUGGGCUUGUUAAACGUGCGCUAGAGCAAUCGUGGUACGCUGGAAUGCGCUUCAAAAUGGCAUUUGAAACUGAAGACUCCUCGAGGAUAAGCUGGUUUAUGGGAACUAUUGCUGCUGUUCAAGCAGCAGAUCCAGUACUUUGGCCUAGUUCUCCAUGGCGGGUUCUGCAGGUCACUUGGGAUGAGCCGGACCUAUUGCAGGGAGUGAAUCGUGUAAGCCCAUGGCAGUUAGAGCUUGUGGCGACACUUCCUAUGCAGCUGCCCCCUGUCUCUCUUCCCAAAAAGAAACUGCGCACUGUCCAGCCUCAAGAGCUUCCACUUCAGCCCCCUGGACUGCUAAGCCUGCCGUUGGCAGGGACUAGCAACUUUGGUGGGCACUUGGCCACCCCCUGGGGCAGCUCUGUUCUUUUGGAUGACGCCUCUGUUGGCAUGCAGGGGGCCAGGCAUGAUCAAUUCAACGGGCUUCCAACUGUGGAUUUCCGAAAUAGUAACUACAAACGUCCUCGGGAGUUUUCUAGGGACAAUCAGUACCAGAUUCAAGAUCAUCAAGUCUUCCAUCCUAGACCUGUAUUAAAUGAGCCCCCUGCGACAAAUACUGGCAACUACUUCUCUCUUUUACCUAGUCUCCAGCGACGGCCAGAUAUCUCUCCUAGUAUUCAGCCCUUAGCCUUCAUGUCUGCUUCUGGAAGCUCACAGCUGGAGACUUCUUCAACUAAGACAGCGGCCACCUCUUUUUUCCUAUUUGGCCAAUUCAUUGACCCUUCUUGCACCUCCAAACCUCAGCAGCGUUCCACAGUUAUUAAUAACGCUUCCGUUGCUGGGGAUGGUAAGCAUCCUGGCACUAAUAACUCAUCCUCGGAUAACAAAUCAGAGGACAAGGACAAUUGUAGGGAUGUUCAACCCAUUCUGAAUGGGAUUGCUGUAAGAUCUGGAUUUCGAGCAGAUAUAGCCGCGAAGAAGUUUCAACAGAGCGACUCUGCACAUCCCACGGAAGCAUCACGUGGAAGCCAAGUUAGCAGCUUACCGUGGUGGCAAACACAGGACGCUCACAAGGAUCAGGAAUUCCAUGGAGACAGUCAGACGCCUCAUACUCCUGCAUCUGGUAGCCAAUGAGGCUAAAGCUUGAUCAUAGCUCAUAACCCUCUCACAGGACGUAAUGGGGGUGACAACAUGCUAACAGAAUUGCACGGUAAAGGAAAACUGUACUAGGCAUGUUAUAUGGGAAUUCGGAUCGCUUCUUGCAAUUAAACACGCUAGCGCCGUUUGGUGCCAAUGUUAUUCUGGCAUUUGUUUUGUUUCCUUUGGAAACAAAUUGCUAUAUUUCAAAGUCCUUUGGAGGAAUUUUACUUGAAAAUUUCGGAUGUGAGAGAAAUUAUUGCCA
Molecule: messenger RNA, 2949 nt
Organism: Physcomitrium patens
Lineage: Eukaryota; Viridiplantae; Streptophyta; Bryopsida; Funariales; Funariaceae
Source: RefSeq, a predicted model, not a curated record